Molecule: messenger RNA, 1563 nt
Organism: Fusarium coffeatum
Lineage: Eukaryota; Fungi; Ascomycota; Sordariomycetes; Hypocreales; Nectriaceae
Exons: 3
Coding region: 1-1563 (520 amino acids)
Biological process (GO): transmembrane transport
Cellular component (GO): membrane
Molecular function (GO): transmembrane transporter activity
Source: RefSeq, a predicted model, not a curated record
AUGGCAACCACCACCACCGAAGCGCCAGUCCAGGUGUCUCCAGCCGAGGUAUCUCACCCUCCUCAGACAGGCAUCUUCAAACACAUCUCCAAAGCGAUCCCCUAUUUUCGCAAUCCUCGCCAUGUCUUAAUUCUCAAACUCGACUGCCUUCUUCUCACAUGGACGUUCAUCGCUGGUAUUAUGAAAGAGAUGGAUCAAUCGGCUACAACGCAGGCUUACGUUUCUGGUAUGAGAGAGGCGUUGGGAUUAUAUGGAAAUGAGUUGGUUAUGUUUAAUACCUUUUUCUCGAUCGGAUAUGCUAUUGGACUUGUUCCUGGCCAGUUGGCUCAGACGAGGGUUCGACCGUCUCUUUUUCUACCGACUUGUGAGAUUAUCUGGGGACUUUUCGUCUUGGUGACAUGCCAAGCCAAAAAUGCAACAACAAUCUACGCCCUCCGCUUCUUCCUCGGCCUUUUCUCCGCCGUCUUCUGGCCCUCAGUCGUCUCCCUAAUCUUCAACUGGUACACCCCCAAAGAACUCGCGCUCCGAAUCGCCUGCUUCAAUGUCUCCGACGUAGCAGGCGCCAUGUUUCUCGGUGCCCUCCAAGCAGCGCUGUAUAAGAAUCUUAACGGCGCUCACGGCAUAGCUGGUUGGCAGUGGCUGUUUAUCGUCUCUGGCAUCAUCACUAUCGCGCAAGGCAUUGUGGGAUUCUUUGUCAUUCCUGAUACACCUGCCUACACGAGGGCGAAGUGGUUGACUGAGGCAGAGAAGGAAUUGUCGAGGGAGCGUAUGGGCGAUUUUGGAGCCAAGACUUCAAAGUUGAUUCCUGCGGAUGUGUUGAAGAGCAAAUUGAGGAAGUUGAUUACGCAUCCUGUUACCUUCUUCUUCCUUGCUGCGUUCGCAAUGAAUGCGUGGGCGCAUCGAGCGAAUUCUUACUUCGUUCUUUAUAUCGAAAGUCUGAAGGAUAGUGCUGGGAACAGGAUGUACAGUACAUACCAGGUCAACAUCCUCCCACUGGGCGGCUACGCGAUGCAAAUCUGCACCAACCUAAUCCUGAACGGAUUAUCAGACUGGAAACACUGGCGAUGGCAGAUCAGUUGCGGUUGCGCCACGAUGCUCGGUAUAAUGCUAAGUGUGCUCUGCGCCUGGCCGUCCGACCAUAAGAUCGUUAUGGGAUUUUAUUUCAUGACAUACGCCGUCAACGCAGGAAGUCCAGCACUGAUGGCAUGGUUCGCCGAACUAAUGCGCAAAGAGCCCGAAGCCAGAGCUAUUGUGGUUGCGCUGACGGUCAUGAUCGUUUAUGUUGGGCAUGCGACUAUUCCUCUUCGUGCUUUUAGGGUUGCGGAUGCGCCGGAGUAUCCUAUUGGAUUUCCGCUUACGACUGCGUUUUCGUUUGGGUCUGUUUUUGUACAACUGGGCAUGCUUUGGUGGUCGAGACGGAAUCAGGGAUUGCAGAAUGGUGGAUAUGAUCGCACUGAGGUUAGGGAGGAUGAGGAGAGUGCGAGUGUUGAGUGUGAUGGAGUCAGUGUUGGGGAGACGAAGGAAAAGACUACAAGUCCUGUCAUCUCCAAAGUUGAUGGAUGA